AUGGCAGACAAACAAGUCGAUAGCGAAAUGAACGGCGAAGAUUUCACCAAGGAUGUUACCACCAAUGAUGUGGCGAGCUCUGAAAAUGGUGAAUCGGCUCCCGCUGCCGGUGCUGCAAAUGGUGGCAGUUCUGAAAAUACAGCCCCUGCGAGUAAUCAGCGUGAUGACGACAGGAAACUAUUUGUUGGUGGACUCAGUUGGGAAACGACUGAGAAGGAAUUGCGCGAUCACUUUGGCAAGUUCGGUGAGAUCGAGAGCAUCAAUGUAAAGACAGAUCCUCAGACGGGCAGGUCACGUGGCUUCGCCUUCAUUGUGUUCACAAACACAGAGGCAAUUGAUCAGGUCACCGCCGCUGAGGAGCACAUCAUCAACAGCAAGAAGGUGGAUCCCAAAAAGGCGAAGGCCCGACAUGGCAAGAUCUUUGUCGGUGGCCUGACCACAGAGAUUAGCGAUGAGGAAAUUAAAACCUACUUCAGUCAGUUUGGCAAUAUUGUUGAGGUGGAGAUGCCAUUCGACAAGCAAAAGUCACACCGCAAGGGCUUCUGUUUCAUUACCUUCGAUUCAGAGCAGGUGGUCACUGAUCUGCUGAAAACGCCUAAACAGAAGAUCUCUGGCAAAGAAGUUGAUGUGAAGCGCGCAACACCAAAACCUGAGAAUCAAAUGAUGGCCAUGCGUGGUGGAGCGCGAGGCGGCAUGCGAGGUGGACGAGGCGGAUACGGACGUGGUGGUUAUUCCCAUCAAUGGGAUGGCCAGGGUUCGUAUUCGGGCUAUGGCGGCUAUGGUGGUUAUGGUUCCGGUGGCUUUGCCGAUUACUAUGCCGGUGGCUACUAUAAUGGAUAUGACUAUGGUUAUGACUACGGUUAUGGCGGCGGCUUUGAUGGUGGCUUUGGCGGUAAUGGCUACGGGAGUGGCGGCGGCGCUGGCGGGCGCGGUGGCGGAGGUCCGCGCGGCGGUCCCAAAGGCGGCGGCGGUGGCUUCAACGGUGGCAAACAGCGCGGCACUGGACGCCAGCCACGACACCAGCCCUACUAAACGGGCCGCAUUUGGAGCCCGACAUCUACUUAUAACUGCAAAACUAUUUGAAUUUUACUUAGUUUAGUUUGUUAUGUAUACAACAAAAUCAACUAUAACUACAACUACAACAACAACAAGGAGAAGAACCCCCACAUAUAUACACUUUCGCAUGCGCAUCUAUAAACUUCUAUAAGGCGACUGCUGGACAGAACUCGUAUUCUCAUGGCAAAUUGCAGUCCAGAGGAACAGAAAUACAACAACCAUACACACUUUGUUGUGUAGCACCAUUCCAACAACAACAACAACAACAAGCAACACUACUAUAGCAGAAAGCAGAAGGCAACUACAUGUCCAGGAAGCAACGCAUCAUUUAUAUAUAAUUAAAUAUAUAUAUAUAUACAUAUACACGCAGCAAGGAAUAGAGAGAGAACUUAGAGUUAGGCUUGGAGAAAUGUAAUUUUUCAGCAUGUGGCUAAUUUUUCAUAGCCACACGCUCGUUAAGCCAGCAUUGCCCACCAAGAGAACCCACAAUGUACCACAUAACAUUAUGCCACACCCACUUAUACUGUAUAUGUGUGUGUAUGUGGAUGAGUGUGUGUGUGUGUGUGUGUGUGUGUGGGGUCAAACUAAUUUGUUUUUUUCUUAUGUGCAGUCUCAUACAUUAUGCGAGGUAAUUGUUUAACUUGUAAGCAGGGUCAGACACACAUACACACAUACACAUACGCAUAGGGAGAUAAAUACAGCACACAUACAACAGCAACACACACACACACACAAACAAACACAUAGAGAUACGAAAUUCAGAAUUCAUAUACGGCAACCAUGUUUAAUAGUAACAGUAAAUACAUUAUAUAAAAUACAAUAGUCGUUAAGUA
This is a messenger RNA of Drosophila navojoa, 1889 nucleotides long. RefSeq names its product RNA-binding protein squid (gene sqd). Gene Ontology annotation, molecular function: RNA binding. Gene Ontology annotation, biological process: regulation of gene expression. Gene Ontology annotation, cellular component: chromatin; nucleoplasm. Lineage: Eukaryota; Metazoa; Arthropoda; Insecta; Diptera; Drosophilidae. The record is from RefSeq and is a predicted model, not a curated record.